AUGGCUUUUGUUCGUGCUAUUUUUCUGGCUUCUAUUCAUUCUUCACUUGCGAUUCUGGUAGGUGAGUUCUCUCCUUUUAGCUGUGUUCUUGCUGUGUUGUGUAUUGAAAAGUUGUUCUUGCUGUGUUAUGGUAUGGAAUGGUAUGCUGUUGCAAUUCUCUUUGCUGUGUUUUUGGCUGUGUUCUUGUUAUGCAUUCAAUUGUGUGGAGUGUUUCAGUACCAUGGUUCUGAAAAUCGAAUCGGACCGAGUUUAGAGGCUCAGUUGCAGCCACUUCAAAUUUCAGUGCUCUCUCUCUCUCUCUCUCUCUCUCUCUCUCUCUCUCUCUCUCUCUCUCCUCGCCAUCAUUUUCCUUCUUCCCAGCCUCCACCAUUGCCGAAGGCGACAACACCCACUCCAUUCACUGCGUAUCUCAACUCACUCUCUCUUCAUUGCCUGCGCAAUUGCUGCUUCUUCGCCCCUUGCCGUGGGUCAUUGUUGCUCAGCUCCUCGUCAUCACUGCCCCACUCUUCGCCGAGGAUCAUCGCUGAUUUUCAGGAAUGGAAGAGAAGUGGGCAGAUACCAGCAUUUGGGAACUGGGAAUUCACGAAUGAGUUGCCAAUAACUCAGUACUUCGAGUGUGCAAGACAAACUGGCUUGGUUCGGUAUAGUUCCUCUUUCAGAGAGAGUGGUCCCUGCGUUCGUGACCUUUACUCUCUUGAUUUUCACAAACCUCUUUCUACUCUAAAAAAGGGGAAUAGGAACAAGAACAGGAACAGAGAAAGAGAAAGGAGGUGCUCUCAUGGAUUAGUUACUAGCAUUUUUUUUAAGAUGAUGUUGUUGCUAAUUAUGGGAAUUGUUCUUGAUUUUUUUAUUUUUUAUGACUAGUACUUUUGUUAAGUUAAAAACUUGAUUAUUGAUGUUUUGUGGUAGAACAUUAUGUGUUUGUCAUU
This is a messenger RNA of Arachis duranensis, 929 nucleotides long. RefSeq lists its product as uncharacterized. The coding region runs from base 1 to 864 and encodes 287 amino acids. The transcript is spliced from 6 exons. The record is from RefSeq and is a predicted model, not a curated record. Lineage: Eukaryota; Viridiplantae; Streptophyta; Magnoliopsida; Fabales; Fabaceae.